This is a messenger RNA of Molossus molossus (Pallas's mastiff bat), 2425 nucleotides long. It is a transcript of the gene UBASH3A, whose product is annotated as ubiquitin associated and SH3 domain containing A. Gene Ontology annotation, biological process: negative regulation of T cell receptor signaling pathway. The transcript has 14 exons. Lineage: Eukaryota; Metazoa; Chordata; Mammalia; Chiroptera; Molossidae. Bases 32 to 1963 code for a protein of 643 amino acids. Gene Ontology annotation, molecular function: protein binding. The record is from RefSeq and is a predicted model, not a curated record. Gene Ontology annotation, cellular component: cytoplasm.
UCUACUCAUUUCAGUCUGCAGGCAGGAAGAGAUGGCAGCUGGGGAGACACAGGUCUAUGCAAAGGUCAACAACAAGCUCAAGGGCCGCAGCGCCGCCUCGCUUCUGGACCCCCUUCUGAGCAUGGGCUUCCCAGCACACACCGCGCUGAAGGCCUUGGCAGCUACGGGGAGAAAGACGGCGGAGGAGGCGGCCGACUGGUUGCAAUGUCACUGCAAUGACCCUUCCCUAGAUGACCCCAUCCCCCAGGAGUAUGCCCUUUUCCUCUGUCCCACGGGGUCCCUGCUGGAAAAACUUCAAGAGUUCUGGAGAGAGAGCAGGCGUCAGUGCACCAAGAACAGAGCUCAUGAGGUCUUCCCUCACAUAACGCUCUGUGACUUCUUCACGUGUGAAGACCAGAAGGUGGAGUGUCUGUACGAGGCUCUGAAGAGAGCAGGAGACCGGAUGCUGGGCUCCUUCCCCCCGGUGGUCCCUCUGGCUCUGCAUUCUUCCAUCAGCUACCUUGGCUUCUUCGUGAAUGACAGCCCCGCCGAUGUCAUCCGGGAAUUCGCCAUGACGUUCGCCACAGAAGCAGCCGUGUUAGCAGACUGCACAGUGAAGCCUUGCACCAAGCAGCUGCACCUGACGCUGGCCCACAAGUUCUACCCCCACCACCAGAGGACGCUGGAGCAGCUGGCCAGAGCCGUGCACCCGGGCCACAGCUGCCAGUGGACCGCGGCGCUGUACUCGCGGGACAUGCGCUUCGUGCACUACCAGACCCUGCGGGCCCUGUUUCAGUACAAACCCCAGAACGUGGACGAGCUGACACUAAGUCCCGGCGAGCUCAUCUUCGUGGACCCCACGCAGCAGGAGGAAGCCAGCGAGGGCUGGGUGAUUGGGAUCUCGCAGCGGACGGGCUGCCGGGGCUUCCUGCCGGAGAACUACACCGAGCGAGCCAGCGAGUGUGACACCUGGGUGAAGCACAGGACAUACACCUUCAGUCUGGCCGUGGACCUGAACUCCAGAAAGGACGGAGAAACCAGCAGCAGACGAAAUGGGGAACCGCACCCUCUGCCAAGGCCGAGGAGCACGGGCAGCCCUCAGGCUAUGCAGGCGGCCAUCGUGAGGAGGAGCGUGCUGGUGGUGCGCCACGGGGAGAGAGUGGACCAGGUCUUCGGGAAGACGUGGCUGCAGCAGUGUACCAGUCCUGACGGGAAGUACUACCGGCCAGACCUGAACUUCCCUUGCAGCCUGCCCCGACGGAGUAAUGGCAUCAAAGGCUUCGAAAACGAUCCACCUUUAUCCUCCUGCGGAAGUUUCCAGUCCAGGACGGCAGGAGAAGCGCUGCUGGACAGCGGCAUUCAGAUCACCUCCGUCUUCACCUCUCCAGCCCUCCGCUGUGUGCAGACAGCCAAACACAUCCUGGAAGAGCUCAGACUGGAGAGAAAGUUGAAGAUGAGAGUGGAACCCGGAAUAUUUGAGUGGACGAGAUGGGAGACCGGCAAAACCGCCCCAACCUUCAUGACGCUGGACGAGCUGAAGGAGGCGAGUUUCAAUGUCAGCACUGAGUACAGGCCUGCGUUCCCCUGCGCCUCCCUCCUGCCGGCUGAGAGCUACAGCGAGUACGUGGACAGGUGUGUGGCCAGCGUGAAGCAGAUGCUCAGCAGCUGCCCACAGGACGGCGUCAUCCUGAUCGUGGGCCAUGGCUCGACGCUGGGCUCCUGCAUGCGCCCUCUCCUCGGGCUGCCGCCCCACAACUGCGCAGACUUCGCCCAGCUGGUGAAAAAGGAGCUGGAUCCUGGACAGCUAGGAGCCACCAUGCUGUGUGCACCGCUUCACAACGAGGACACGGAGCGCAGAGGCUGCAAGACGCUGUGGCGCGGGGGUCUCAGCCUCGCCCAACGUGAUCUGCAGCACAAAAGGCACUUUCGGGCUCUGGGAAGCCUGCCAUGCUCGUGUUUCUUGCCGCCACCUGUGGCUCUGUGACCCUGCGGCUCUGUGACCCUGCGGCUCUGUGACCCUGCGGCUCACGGGCGCAGCUUUGUGAUGCCACCUGGGAACGUGUCUGCCCUGUGGCCUGGAGGGAAAUGAGAACUGUGACUGCAGUUUCCAGGAAGUAAAGACCCACCAGCCACACCCACAAGGAGAUGUCCACUUUAUUUCAUAUGUUCCUAUUUGCCAACUUCCCAACCGUUUUCCCCUUUUCUAUUAUCAUCACUCUUUGGCUAUGUCGGGCAGAAAGAGGUAGAAUGUUCAAUGAAAUGAGAAAUUAUCUCUCAGACAAAACCAAGAAACUGCUGUUUGGUGACCACACCCCUACGGGUAGUAGCUUCCUGUGGCUGCUGUCUCAAGUCACCACCACAGAGUGGUAAGGACAACACGGUCUUAAAACCCACACAGGAGUCCGGCCGUGUGGCUCAGUGGAUUGAACAUCCUCCCAUGGACUGA